AGGUCGAGGCAGAGAUUUCUUUAUCAUCUUCCUGUCCCAUCCCACCCGCCGACCCAUCUCAUCUCAUCGAUAAAAAUGUAGUGAAGACCCAACUAGCUAGCUGUACGGAAGGAGUGGGGGCUAGGACUAAAGAGUGCUACAAUCAGGACUAGAACUAAGAACUAGAACUAAAUAAACCUAACGAAAACGAUUACGAUUUAUUUUUCUCAAUUUGUGAGAGUGAGCAACAUCACGGAAACUACUUCAUCACUUCACAUCAAAAGUACUGAACUCGCACUACAUCAACAGUCAAUUUUCAUUCCAGCUCGAUAAGAAAACGAAAGUACUUAACCACCUGACCACUACAUGAUCUUGAAACACAUUAACAUCGAUAAGGAAACAGGACGCGCUACUUCGGGGAAGAUGCCGACGCCAGAGCAAGACAGACCGAAUGCAUGGGACGACUUGGAGGGGUGGAAUCAAAUGUAUUCCCUUUUAGACUUUGAUGCUUGUCUUUCAUCCCCUUUUGACGUUGUUUUUAACAACUCGUUGUGCUAGAAGAACAAGAACACCAACGAAGUUUGUCUUUGUCUUUUUCAUCUUCAUUCGAAAGAAUCUUUUUUGUCACGUUGACUAGGGCUACAUCAAACGUUGUCGGUUCGAGUCCCGAUCGAAGCCGAAAGGCGAUGCACUACCAGGGAGGUAACAACAGAUACAACCAGCAGACGAGCGGCGGGCAAGCCGCUACAAAUUAUGCGAAUCACUAUGGCCUGAAGACGAUGAUGAAAACCUGUGGGCUGUGGAUCAUUAUCAGUAAUUAAACCACAUUAUCAGUAAUUAUAUAUAUUAAUUUAAAGCUUCGAAUGACGAAUGUGAGGAGAGAUGGAUCAAAUUCGAUCGCUUUUUGUGAAAUUGUUUCCGUUCAUAAUCAUCAAAACCCAAUCCCAAACGGAAGCUGCAGCAACUACUCAGCGAAUAACCAUGGACCAACUACCAACGGCUACAAGAACAAUGCGCAGCACCAGAAUGGAGGUGGAUAUCACGAUCACCAGCAGAAAGACUCCUCGUCGGGAGGUCGUGGUCAACAUGGAGGGGCAAACAAUUGUGGAACACCAGGAAUGGGAGUCUCGGGAAUGUUAAGGCUACCAAGCGAGCAUCCUCAACAUCAUCGAUCGAUCCCUGGUGCCUCAUUUUCAAGAGGGAAGUGGAUCCACGGAUGGUCUCAGGGAUGCACGUUGGUAGCUCUAAGAAUGGGCAAUCACAAUCCGCAUGCUGGGAUGAAUAAUUUCAAUCAAAUGUUGAACAGUCAGAAUCAACAGUAUAACCAAAUGAACACUUCUUCCGUCAAUCAACAGUUGCACAUCAAUCAUGUCAAUCAGCAUCAACAGGCAGGUGGCACCAUCAAUGGAGCUCAACAGCAGAAUAUGCAGUACAAUGCGAACGGCACGGGUUAUCUUCCACACUACAACCGCCAUGGCGCCGCCAUUGCAACCUUACCACUGGAUCCGCACAACUUUCAAGGAACGACCCCAGCGACCGCUCAAGGCUUUCAACAGAUUAUGCACGUUAGUUUAUUUUUAGCAGAACCUCCAACUCUACUUUGGAAAACCUCCAACUCUACUUUGGAAAACCUCCAACUCCUUAGAGAACCUCCAACUCUACUUUGGAAAACCUCCAACUCCUUAGAGAACCUCCAACUCCUUAUAGAGAACCUCCAACUCCUUAUAGAGAACCUCCAACUCCUUAUAGAGAACCUCCAACUCCUUAGAGAGCGAUCCUUAGAGAACCUCAUGAGAGAACCUCCGUCCUUAGAGAACAAAACCUCCUUCUCCUGAUACUCUGUUGCUCUCUGUUGCUCUAAGGAGGUGCAAUCUUCUGGUCAAGAACAGAGAGCAGCAUUAGAGAUUAGAGCCUGCCAAUUAGAGAAUCUCCUUAGAGAGAGGUCUAGACUCUUCCACCUCCUUUUCCUUAGAGAGAGGUCUAGACUCUUCCACCUCCUUAGAGAGAGGUCUAGACUCUUGUUCCACCUCCUUAGAGAGAGGUCUAGAGCUAGACUCUUCCACCUCCUUAGAGAACGGUCUACUAGACUCUUCCACCUCCUUUUCCUUAGAGACAGGUCUAGACUCUUGUUCCACCUCCUUAGAGAACGGUCUACUAGACUCUUCCACCUCCUUUUCCUUAGAGACAGGUCUAGUAGACUCUUGUUCCACCUCCUUAGAGAGAGGUCUAGACUCUUGUUCCACCUCCCUAGAGAGAGGUCUAGACUCCUUCUCCUCUAAUUACCACCACAGCGGCAAUACUUCUCUCGACGCUCUUGUGGAGACCUUUGCUAGUGCUGGGACGUCCUCCAUCCGCAGGAACUUGGAUCAACUUUGGACCCGAUGGUUGACGAAAAACGAACGUCUCAGACAUGCUGGAGAAAACAUGUUUUAAGGUGUGCCUCAAUUAUUCAUCCUGCUGUUUGAGAAACAUCUUUUCCUUUGGUAAGUUGUGUACUAAAGGAAAAUUUAAUGACUAAGACUUAGACCACUAGCAAGAUGGUGUAGCUCCUCAGGAUGUUGGAGAUGACAUGGGAGUAAAGCUAAAGUCUAAGUGUUGCGACGAAAAGAGGCUGGCGGUCUGCGGCUAGAGGAGUUUAGAGCGUUGCUGGACAUCACUCUACAAGACAAAAUGGGGUUCGAAAUCGCGACAUAUCUUGGCAGUCUCAUGCUCUCGCUGAAUAUCGCGCCCAAUUCGCAUUUUUUCUCGAUCUACUGCCUGAUCUUCUCAAGGGACCCGUCGCUGGAGGGCUAUGAGAAGGUAAUUGAUGUUGGAAAUAUGUAGCUUAAGCUUUGAAGUUGAAGAUUUGGCGGGUAGUGUCAAGAAAGUUGUAAAAGAAAAUGGUGAAAACUUCUUGCUCCUUCAGGUCUCUCAAAUGUUCCAGUACGUUCGCCCGCUGAACGCACACACGUUUGCAUCCUUGAUUCGUUGCCAUGGCGCUCUUCACGAUUCGAUUUCUGCGGUGCGAGUUCUCAAACAUUUCCGAGAGAUUCUCCACACCCUCUCCGCCAACGAUUUGAAGUACCGUUUCACGGUGUACCAGGCUGCACACGAUGUUUGUUUGAAGUCGGAAUGGUAAUAUGUACAAAUUUUUGAAAUUAUUUAUAUGACUCAUUGUUUUACGUGUAAGCGAAAGUUGUUAUGUUCUUUAUCUACAACUUCUCGCAUCAUGAGAUGCAGGAGCUGUCAUACGACUGUUUUAUCGAAGUUAGGUUCUGCAUUGCCCUGUAUAAGUAGGAUAAAUGAUAGAGAUACAUGUUCUUGUUGUUGACCAAUUCCUCAGUUGUUGUGACGCUGAAGUUUUUUGAAAAUUCACAGGUCCCACCAAGUCCAGAAGUGGAUUGAGGAGGACCAAGUGACCGGCGUCGAUGGCGGACGCAAGCCUCCACCGCCUGAGGGUUUGCCGAAGAUCUAUCUGACCGACGAGCGCCCUGCCGUGAGCACUAGUGAGGCAGUUGCCGCGCGUCAAGGUCAGCCGCAGAUGAAUGGUGGAGUCCAUCAUAUUUCUUCAAAUAAUUCUAUGAAUGGCAUGCAGCACAACCAAAGCGGAAGCUCUGUCAGCACACUGAUCGGAGGACAACACCAACAAGCUGACCAGCAACAUCAACAGCAUGGAGCAGGUUGUAGUAUGGGUACUAAUCAUCAACACGUCGGAAAUCCGAAUGGUGCUACGAAUGUUAAGGCUCAACUUUCAUUGGUCAUAGAGGUUGGUCACUGAAAUCGAAGAGGGUCCCUCUGAGAGAACAGGGGAAAAUGAAGGGAAAGGGGAGAGCCUUGGAGGAGGUCUCUUCCGUUCAGAGUCAUGAUGACCAAGGAAUGCUGAGCUUUAAGAAUGGCAAUAACGGCAACAUGAUGGGAGGAGGUGGUGGUGCUCCUGGCAUGUUUGGAGGAAAUAACAACACGUCUACGCAUCAGGGGAUGUUUCUUUCUCAACAUUCUCAUUCUGGAGGUGAUAUUUCAUCCUCUCCUAUGGUUAAUUAUCAGCUGAUGUCUUCUGGCAACAUGUUGCAAGGCAACCAACAACAAGCGGGGCAUCUUCAACACCACCAACAGCAAACAUUUCAGCACAGCGGACAAGGACAUCAAGCUGCCCAUGUUGGCUACAACAAUCACCAGCAACAGCAUCAGGGAGGAGGCUUUCAACAACAUCCUCAACAGGUGUACAACACUGGAAGUGCUAAUGGUAUGAGUCAUCAUCAAGGUCAACAACAUCACGGUACUGGAGCUACAACCGCGCACCAAAUGUAUAGCAAUGGCACGACAAUGCAAUCGACAGCUGCAACGAGUAACCAGUAUCAUGGAAACAAUGCUUCUACCUCCAAUAACCAAAAUCAGCAGCAACACUACGAAAACCAUCCUGCUUACAGCAACUUGCAGCAGAGCAACAUGAUGAAUCAACAGAGCAUGAUGAAUCAGAACGGCGCAACCUCCAACGCAUCUAGCAUAGACGAAGAGCAGAUGCAACUUCGCGCAGUAGGAGCUGUCGUCGACCUUCUCAGCAACAGUACUAGUUGCAAUGAGCAGCACUACUUGGCAUCUGGGGGAACGAUGAACUAUCAUCCCAAUGGAAACUAUCAUCAAAAUCAACAUGUUGUUGGAACAAAUGGGGGAACAAAUGAGCAUACUCUUGGCGCUCAGAACAACAUGGGCUCUACUGCUGGUGUUUCUGAGAGGGGUGGGUAUAAUAUGAACCAGCAUCAAAGUACUGGUGGUGGAACUACGACGACAGGAGCCCCCACUACUUCAGCCAACGCACCAUACAACCAGAAUAUUACGGUCUCGUCUAGUACUGGAGGUGCAUCUUACCAUCAACAAGCGACUACACAUGAUAACACUACAACGUACACAACCCAAGCCAGCCCUCAACGGAAUUCCAGCAACAACAAGCCAGAGAGCGAUGGACUACUUCUGAAUUUGAAGUCUGUGUUGGAGAACUGCAGUACCAAGAAAGGUGGAGAUGAUCAUGAUCCGCCUCCGAAGUUGGAGUUAAGGCUAGUGCCGAUGUUGAAGCUUCUUUUCUUUCUAAGUAUCUACAAGUGUUUUAGGAGUUAGUAUGUCGAUGUUCUAGAGAACGCGCGCGCGGCCAUCCUGAUCCUUCCUUGCGGGCUUCUUUUUCAAGGGGAAAAAGGGCUCAGGCAUGGGCUCAAGGAUGUACUUAGUUGUGACGCGGUGGCUCUAAUAGAGCAGCCUGCAGCUGGAGAGACCAUGACGAAAUCGAACUCUGCAAGCAGUUGUCGACCGACAACGAGUAGAUCAAGUGCAAACUUCCUGAGUGCUGGUGAAGAUCAUUAUGGGUAUGAUCUGUUUAAAACUCCAGCUUCAAACACGACAUCAAAAAUAUCUGACUUGUUACGCUUUCAGUGUCCAGUGAAUGUGAAUCAUGUUGAAAAUAUGAAAACUCACCGAAAGAACGUCACUUCUCCUAGCUGCGUGCCUAAGCCUUUUCCCUUCUUCAUUCUCUAGACCAAGGACCUCCCGCUCAGCCUCGCUCGCUUACUGCACUUCUCGGUGGAGCGCCAGGUCUUGCAAGGCCACAGAGUAGCAGUCCCGCGAGACGCCAUCAGGAGCCGCCACCUGGCAUCACACUGCUAGAAGACGCGGAUGGAACUAGAGGAGAAGGAAUUUUAUGACCUCAGCAUCAAUUUGAAGUUGACCGUAGUACAACAAGUACAACUAUAAUGGCCUCUAUGUUGACGAUCAUCCACCUCCAUGAUCUUCAUCCAUUUUUUUACUGAAAAUUGUCGAAUUUUAUUCUGACACGCACACGAGUGAAGAGUACGAUUUCUUCUACUUCUUCUAAUCCAAAACGGUACCAGCAACAUGACUAGGAGCAGUUGUUCCAGCGUCUUUUUCUCCGAACGAUGGACUGAAUACGAUCUUGCAAGAAGCAGCCUUAAUGUCAGUGCCGAUGAAACGGGUACGGGAAGCCGAAGUUUUGGAGGGGUACUGGAUAAUUAGAUACUAGAUCAUGUUGAGAACGCGGCAGAGAUGAACUUCUAGAUGAAAAAACAUCAGAACCACGAAAGAGUCAGCUUCUUUUCUCUCCUCAAUCAGUUUCAAGGAGAACGUAGUGUCGGCCGAGUUCCGAUGCCGAAGCACAAGCCACCGCCAUCACCGCACAAGCCUUGCCUAAGUGAUGAUGGAGCAUAGAUUUUGAGGACCAGUUCUUUUCUAGUAUACCUAGACGCUUCGUGCAAGAAGAAUCAAACAAGAGUUGAAGAUUUUGGUUUUUGAUGUGGUUGUACUUAAUUAUCUAUCAGAAAUCUAAAGAUGAGCAGAGAGGACUGAAAUUGGUAUUGGAGUGUCAGAUAGAAAAAAUGAUCCUCGCUAGGAAUGAGAUGAAGUAGAAACAUCGUAUAGAUUUGUUUUCGUACUUACAAGAACUACCACAAGUUAGUAGUAGAACUGAUUAGAACCACACGACAUCAAGAACUACAGGAUGUUGAUCAAGCGCUGACAGAGAAGCAGAAGGUUAAACGGGCGUGCUGGAGCAACUACCACGAGAGCGGAAACACUAAUGAGAAUGUACCAAGAAGAAGAACAAGAGCCAGGUCUGCGACGAGCUGCUUUGAAAUGCUACAAUCUUAUCUACGCUUUGAUGAAGAUACUUCUAGUGUUAUAAAAAUAGUAUGGAUGGUAUUAAAAGUAGAACAUUGAGGAACUUAAAUAGACAUUAAAUCUUAAACAUUGAAUUAUAACAUGUUGUCUAAAUCUUGUUUGGCUCUACUGUUAGAGUCGGUUUUGAAGAAAAAUAACUUCGUUCUCGUUGCAUAAUGAAAUUUAUCUUCUAUGUGGUAAGUAGUUCAUUGAUUUGAAGAGAUCAAUCAAAAUCCAAAAUAAGGGCGAGUCGUACUAAGUAGUUCCAAUAACAGAUAUGACUAGCUCUAACAUCUUGUGAGCAGAAACUUUUGAGUCAUUUUCGUGCACAGAAUAUUCAAGUGAAAAGUGUGGGCAAAAGUUAUCUUGUCGAAGUUAGGCCUAUGAUCUAAGAAGUAAAUGUUAGUUAGCAUUACCAUUUUUAGUCAAUAUCAAUAUUCAGCUGGUUUCUGGACUCAUCUACUUUCUUACGUUGUACCAGCUGGAUACAACAUACAAUUUACAACACUGUGUAUUACAACUUAUUCGUCGGAGGUGUUUAGAGAUAGUGAUAGAGGUAGCAGGAAUAUAUUUUGCAUACAGGAGCAGCACUAACACUAAGAUUAAAAAGGUUAGGUGUCUGGGGGAAAAAUCGAUUGAACUUGAUAGUAUUUUGUAAGAGUUGUUUCCUAUUCCCUACACAUUCGUAUCUAUUUUGUUUUUGAAAUGCACGACUAUAGCUAAGCCUAAGUGGGAAUUAGUCGUAUGUGGUACUGGUAGAAUGAUCUUCCAGAUUGAUAUGAAGCGAAAAUGACAACAACGGCACUGAGAAAAAUAGUCGUGGAAAUUGAGCACCGGACUGCUCUUGGUGAGUUCAUCGU
Messenger RNA from Amoebophrya sp. A25, 7475 nucleotides. The record is from the annotation of a GenBank genome assembly. NCBI's taxonomy places the organism in Eukaryota, Dinophyceae, Syndiniales, Amoebophryaceae.